AUGGCUUCACUAAGCAAAUCACUAUCAGCAAGGACAUGUUUGAUUACAGGAGGUGCUGGUGGCCUUGGUAAAUCAAUCGCUGUUGCAUUCUUGGCUGCUGGUGCGAAUGUGGUAGUUUGCGACAUCAACCAAAAAAUGCUUGACACGAUAGCGGUGGAUCUUUCGGACAAGGGACCUGUACUGAUAUCACAAUGUGACAUCACCAAUGCUGCCGAGGUGAAGUCCUUAGUCGAGAGGUCCAUUAAGCACUUUGGCACUCUGGACGUGCUAGUCAACUGUGCAGGCAUCACGGACCGCUUCGAACCUGUUGGGAUGGUGAGCGAAGAUAUCUGGAGCAAAGUCAUGGCCGUCAAUUUGACGGGAUCCUUCUUAAUGAGCAAGGAAGUCCUGCGCCAUUUCAUAGGCAGGAAAGCCGAAGAUGCUGCAAUCAUCAACAUUGGCUCGCUAGCUAGUCAAAGAGGAUGGGCCGGAGGCGCCGCUUACACGACGAGCAAGCAUGCCUUGGUUGGCUUGACACGAAGUACAGCUGCCUACUAUAAAAACCAAGGAAUCCGGUGCAACCUAGUAAUGCCAGGAGGAAUGAACACUACGAUCAUUACGAAGGGCCCGUACACGCAGAAUACGCACAGAGAAGGGCAAAGGCUGCUGGAUGUGGUGGUCGAUGCUUUAGCAACUCCAAUUUCAGAUACGAGAGAAGUGGCCAAUCUAUGCGUCUUCCUUGCAUCAAAAGGAUCAUCUGCUUUGAACGGAGCUCUGAUCACGGUUGACAAGGGGCAGACAUCGGUACUGUGA
Molecule: messenger RNA, 792 nt
Organism: Exophiala bonariae
Lineage: Eukaryota; Fungi; Ascomycota; Eurotiomycetes; Chaetothyriales; Herpotrichiellaceae
Exons: 2
Coding region: 1-792 (263 amino acids)
Molecular function (GO): oxidoreductase activity
Source: RefSeq, a predicted model, not a curated record